Molecule: messenger RNA, 1349 nt
Organism: Schizosaccharomyces japonicus yFS275
Lineage: Eukaryota; Fungi; Ascomycota; Schizosaccharomycetes; Schizosaccharomycetales; Schizosaccharomycetaceae
Product: pyrimidine nucleotide transporter
Exons: 2
Coding region: 84-1079 (331 amino acids)
Biological process (GO): nucleotide transport; transmembrane transport
Cellular component (GO): mitochondrial inner membrane; membrane
Molecular function (GO): pyrimidine nucleotide transmembrane transporter activity
Source: RefSeq, a predicted model, not a curated record
AACGAAACUCACCACCAAUCUUUCAGCCAAGUUGCAGAGAGAACACGAAAAGCUGUCGCUGAACACGACACGUAGCUGUAGCCAUGGGUUCUAGCAGCGAAGCAGAAAUGAAAGCUGCUCCUAAACCUGCGCCUUUAGCACAUCUUUUUGCUGGAGGAAUUGCUGGAAUGCUUGGAACCACAGCUACAGCUCCCUUGGAUGUGGUGAAGACAAGACUUCAGUCGGAUUUCUACAAGGAACAAUUUGCCAAACGGCCUCCAAUUUCACGGAAUGUGUUUCGGGCGACUGUCUCUCAUUUUGCGGAUACAUGUUUAAUUUUGCGGAAUGUUUAUGUUCAGGAAGGACCAAAAGCUAUGUUUCGGGGUUUGGGACCAAACUUGGUUGGUGCAGUGCCUGCUCGAGCAAUUAACUUCUUCACUUACGGGAAUGGUAAACGCAUCUUGGCCGAUGUAUUCAACAAUGGCCAAGAAAGUACACAGAUUCAUCUUAUUUCAGCAGCCAUUGCUGGAGUUGUUACUUCGACAGUAACAAACCCUAUCUGGCUCGUGAAAACUCGCCUUCAGUUAGACAAACGGAGUGGAAACUCCAUACGGUACAAAUCAUCUUUUGACUGUAUCGUGAAAACCGUUCAAGAGGAGGGCAUCCGUGGUUUAUACAAAGGUCUCACUGCAAGUUUUCUGGGUGUUGGUGAGAGUACGUUGCAGUGGGUUCUGUAUGAACGCUUUAAGCAUACGCUUGCUAUGCGCAGACAAAAGCGUGUUCUCCAGGGAAAACGGGUUACUCUUUAUGACCGAGGUUUAGAGUGGGUCGGUCGUUUAGGCGGAGCAGGAAUAGCCAAGCUUCUGGCUGCAUGCAUAGCCUACCCUCACGAAGUCGUUCGUACCCGAUUACGACAGAGCCCCAUGGCUGACGGUAAGCUGAAAUACACUGGUUUGCUCCAGUGCUUCAAGUUGGUAUGGAAAGAACAGGGUAUUGUCGGCUUGUACGGUGGUCUAACAGCCCAUCUCAUGCGUGUGGUUCCUAAUGCUUGUAUUCUUUUUGGAAGCUACGAAGUACUUAUUCAACUAUUCAGCCGAUAAAAAUUCCCAUCCAAAAAACUCUUAAAACAAAACGACCAUGUACAGUUGGCACACAUCAUUGAAACCCUCAUCCAACCUCAUCAUCCUUCAUUCCUGUGACCAUUGUCCUCUCUUUUUUUCCCUGGUUCUGUCAACUGUUUUACUGCCUGCUUCCAGCAGUGUCCUAUAACUCACUAUUAUCUCGUAUUUAUUUUAGCAAAAUACACAACCAAAUAGAACAUACCCUUCCAAGUUCGUUAAUUAAUUUAGGGCAAUUUCACUAUUGUUCAC